AUGUCGGAUCAGGGCCUUUUAAUGAAAAGCACGCAAAAUGAAGAAGGCGCAAGUGAAAGGUUAAACGUCAUUGCUUCUUUUUUCGAUUGUUCUUUGGAGCAAGUUAAAUCGAUUGAUACUGAUAUCAUAACGCGCUUAAACGAGAAACUUAUACAAUUUAAUGAACUUAAAUCAGAAAAUUUACAGAUCACCGUCUCAUUUGAUGAGUUAAAGACGAACUCUUUGAAAAAAAUUGAUGGUCUGAAGACUGAAAUGGAAAAUGUCCUGAGGCAAAACGAUGAAAUCCGAAAAGAGAGGAAUGACACUUCUGCAAAGUUCGAAUUUUUACAAAACGAAAAAAUACAACUGUCGAACGAACUAGAGUCAGUGAAGAGGAAGCUCAAUGACCUGACCGAAGAGAAAAAGGAAAUCCAAAGCAAUCAACAGCGAACUUUGAAAAUACUGGAUGAAAGGCUAAAAGAAGUAGAAAUGGCUAAGGUUGAAAACAACCGCACCAAUAAUGAAUGCCGAAACUUGCGGUCUACCGUGGUAGAACUAGAAACAAAACAGCAAACCUACAUCACAAAUGACCUGAAUUCUAGAUCCGAGCUGGAGAGAAAAACACAAGAGCUGAACUUAUUGCAGUCAAAUAAGGAUUGGUUAGAAAAGGAACUGUCUUCUAAAAGUGAACAGUAUCUUUCAUACAGGCAAAGAACAGAUGCAACAAUUUCAGAAAUUAGAAGUGAGCUAAAUCGUUUAAAGAAUGACUUCCAGCUGGAAAAAACGAAUAAUGACGUCUUAAAGCAGAAAAACAAUGAGCUAUCAAACUCUCUACAAGAAAAAGUAUUAGAUUUGAAAAACUUAUCGGAUUCUUUGAAUACCGAAAAGCAAGAGUUUUCUACAGAAAUUGCUUUAAAGCAACGUUUAAUAGAUCUAUUAGAGACACAAUUGAACGCAGUUAAAGAGGAAUUGAAGAGCAUCAGGAAAUCAGACUCUUCAAAUGUAACUUCAGAUGAUUCAAGGAAACUCAUAUCUGAAAAUGAGAGCUUACUCAAAGAUUUACGGUUAACUAAGGAAAAACUGGCACAGUGCGAAAGCGAAUGCUUGCGUCUAUCAUCUAUAACUGAGGAAACAGGCGAGGAGAGCGGAACUUUAACUUCAAGGUCUAGUACCGAUUUUAUAUUAUUGAAGAAACAAUAUAUUAAAGAGAAACGUGCCAAAGAGCAACUCCAAAACCAAAUUGAAUCAUUCAUCGUGGAGUUGGAACAUAAGGUGCCCGUAAUCAAUUCUUUUAAAGAAAGGACAGACAUGCUGGAAAACGAAUUGAAUAAUUCUGCGUUAUUACUGGAACAUACGUCCAACGAGAAAAAUGCCAAGAUCAGAGAAUUAAAUAUUAAAAACGAAAAGAUAGCAAAGUGUGAAAAUGAUAUCCAUAUUUUAACCAGACAACGCCUUGAUCUAUGUCGUCAAGUACAAUAUCUAUUAAUCACAAAUUCGGUUUCUAAUGACUCAAAGGGACCCUUACGUAAGGAAGAAAUAAAAUUCAUUCAAAACAUUUUACAAAACGACAAUAGUGGCACCACAGAAUCAGACUCUCAAAAAAUUUUAACAGGAAGGCUUGUCGAGUUUAGAAAUGUUAUAGAAUUACAAGAGAAAAACACAGAAUUACUGAGAAUAACAAGAAAUUUAGCUGAUAAAUUGGAAUCAAAUGAAAUUAAAUCUAAGCAAAAUCUUCUGAAAAUUGAAAACAAAACCAUAAAUGAAGCUAAAGAAGCAAUACUAAGUUUACAAAGUGAGAAAAUGAGCUUAGAAUCAAAAGUCGAAGAGUUAGAGAGGGAACGUGAAACACUGAAGUCCUCAAUUUCCAAGCAAGCUUCUUCAUUCAAUAAUUCGGUCAUACAGCAAUUGACAAAGACUAAACGGGAGUUAGAAUCCCAAGUUCAAGAUUUGCAAGCUCGUAUUUCUCAAAUUACCCGAGAAUCUACUCAAAAUAUGUCACUUUUGAAUAAGGAGAUACAAGACAUAUAUGAUAGCAAGAGUGACAUAUCUAUUGAGCUUGGAAAGGAAAAAUCAUCCAGAAUUUUAGCAGAGGAAAGGUUCAAAUUACUUUCAAACACAUUAGAUUUGACUAAGGCCGAAAACGACCAACUGCGAAAAAGAUCUGACAGCUUGCAAAGUUCCAUUUCAAAACAAGAUUCCAAAACUCAUGAGACACUAAAUGAGUACAUUUCCUGUAAAUCUAAACUAAGUGUUACUGAAACAGCAUUAUCCAACUUGAAGCUAGAACAAAAAUUGAAAAUUGAUUCAGAGAAGAGUUUGAAACAAGAAUUGGAUAAACUGUCCUCCGAGAAGACGAGCUUACGCAUAAUGGUAACUCAGUUACAAACUCUACAAAAGGAACGUGAGGAUUUAUUGGAUGAAGCUAGAAAAUCAUGCCAAAACAAGAUAAAUGAAGUAGAAGAAGCUUACAAUGAACUAAAAGUGGAAACUUCUCAUAAAGACCAACACAUCAUGCAAUUGGAAGAAGACAACACCUCAAAGAUAGAAUGGUACCAAAAUAAGAUAGAGACUUUGAAGAAAGAUAAUGAUUCCGUUAUGAACCUUGUGAAUGAAAAGCAAACUGAGAUUGAAAAAUUACAAUAUAAAGUCAAAUCGUUAGAAAAGGAAAUUGAGGAAAACAAGAUCCGUUUGCAUACGUAUAACGUGAUGGAUGAAACAAUUAACGAUGACUCCUUACGCAAAGAAUUAGAGAUGUCCAAAAUCAACUUGACUGAAGCGUAUUCUCAGAUUCAAGAGUAUAAAAAACUUUACGAAAGUACUGCUCAAUCUCUGAGGGAAAUGAACUCCAAAUUAGAUGAAUCCAAUGAAGCCUUUUCUAAUCAAAUUCAAAGUUUAACUGAUGAAAAAAUUAAUUUGGAGGAUAAAGUUUCGCUUCUGAAAGAGCAGAGUUUUAACUUAAACAAUGAGCUAGAUCUGCAGAAAAAUGAGAUGGAAAAAAAGAAAGUGGAAUUCAAGAAAAUAAUCGCCAUUUUACAAAAUAAUAACAAAGAAAUUGAAACUGUUAAGUCUGAAUAUGAAUCCAAGUUGUCAAAAAUUCAAGAUGAUCUUGAUCAACAAACAAUAUACGCUAAUACAGCUCAAAAUAACUAUGAACAGGAACUUCAGAAACAUGCAGAUGUUUCCAAGACGAUUAGUGAAUUAAGAGAACAGCUACAUACUUAUAGGGGUCAAGUAAAGACAUUGACUCUAUCACGCAGCGAACUAGAAAAUAUCUUAAAGGAAAACGAAAAGAGUUGGACUUCUCAAAAGCAAUCAUUACUGGAACAGCUGGAUCUAUCAAAUUCUCGAAUUGAAGAUUUAUCAUCUCAGAAUAAACUGUUAUACAACCAAAUUGAAUUAUACACCGCUGCGGGCAAUGGAGUUGGCGAUGCGAGAAACGGACCUACUUUGAAUAACGAUAUUCUAGUGACCUUACGCCGUGAAAGAGAUAUUCUCGACACUAAGGUUACGGUUGCCGAAAGAGAUGCUAAAAUGCUACGACAAAAAAUUACCUUAAUGGAUGUUGAAUUACAAGACGCUCGUACGAAGCUAAAUAAUUCAAGAGUGGAGAAUGAUGAACGUUCUUCUAUUGUUCAACAACACGAUGUUAUUAUGGAAAAGUUAAAUCAAUUGAAUUUAUUAAGAGAAAGCAAUAUAACGUUGCGUAAUGAACUUGAAAAUUGCAGCAAGAAGAAUAAAGAGCUUCAAUCUGAAUUAGUUAAACUAAAAGAAAUCAUCGCACCCAUUGAAUCUGAACUCAGUGCCUUGAAAUACUCCAUGCAGGAAAAGGAGCAAGAAAUCAGAUUAGCUAAGGAGGAAGUCCAUCGUUGGAAAAAGCGCUCACAAGACAUAUUGGAGAAACAUCAACAGUUGAGUUCAAACGAUUAUGAAAAGCUAGAAAGUGAGGUAGAAAGCUUGAAGGCACAACUAGAAGAUAAAAUGCAACAAGGUACUGAAGCAGAAGAAAGAUUUAAUAGGUUGAGAAGGCAAGCUCAAGAAAAGCUAAAAACCUCAAAGCUCACACAGGAGACAUUAACUGAACAAUUGAAUGAGCUAAAGGAUGCCAAAGUUGCAUUGGAGAGGUCUCUGAAUGAUGCCAACACAAGGAUCCAAGAGCUGGAAGGUGAGAAAGUCGCAGAAGAUAAUAAUCGAUCAGAAAUGAUCAAAAGGUCACAAGAAGAUGCUGAAAAAAGCUCAAGAGAGCUUGAAGAAAAGUUAGAGGAAAAUGCAAUUUCUUAUAGCUCAACGGUAAGAAAGUUAAAUGAGGAGAUUGCCACUUUGAAAGAAGAAAUAGAAAAGCAAGGGCAAAUCCAGAAACAGUUACAAACUGCAGCAGGACAUCGAGAUGAAGAUUUGUCUAAUAUUGUUGAAUCUAUGAAGAAAUCUUUCGAAGAAGAUAAAAUAAAAUUCAUUGAAGAGAAGACCAGGGAGGUUAAUAAAAAAAUUCAGGAAGCCCAAGAAAGGUUAAACCAACCCAGCAGUGUUAAUAUAGAUGAAAUGAAAAAACAAUGGGAAGCGGAGCAUGAGGAGGAAGUCGCUGAGAGAGUUCGUGAAGCUGAAGAAGCUCUCAAAAAGAGAAUACGAUUGCCUACUGAAGAGAAAAUCAGUAAAAUAAUCGAACGCAAGAAGGAGGACUUGGAGAAAGAGUUUAACGAAAAAUUGGAGGAAAAAGUAAAGUCAAUAAGCGGAAGCGAACAAAUGGAAGCAAUGCUUCAGAAACAAUUAGAGAUCAGAGUUCAAGAGAAACAAAAGGAACUGGAGGAUGAAUACAACGAAAAAUUGCAAGAGAAGCUAAAGGAAGUAUCACAUUCAAGUAGCAUUUCCGUUAAUGAAAAAGAUGAGCUCCGCGCAGAAAUCGAAGCCAAAUUAAGAGAGGAGUUAAACGAUGAAUUGCAAAAUGUAAAGAAAAAAUCUUUUGAAGAAGGCAAACAGCAAGCAACGAUGAAAACGACGCUUUUAGAAAGAAAGCUUGCUAAAAUGGAAUCUCAGCUUUCAGAAAUAAAACAGAGUGCUGAAAGCCCUCCCAAGCAUGCAAACAAUGUGCCUAACCCAUUACUUGGGUUACCUAGGAAGAUUGAAGAAAAUUCGAACUCACCAUUCAACACGUUACUUUCUGGUGAAAAGCUUCUGAAGUUCAACUCCAAAUCAUCCUCGUCAGGUGCAUUCAAUCCUUUCACUUCACCUUCUCCAAAAAAGCUUUUGCAAAAAGAUGACGUUCAGAAAGAGACUUCGAACAACAAAACAGAUCCACCAACUCAUUUGGCGCCCAGUUUUAAUAUUCCUGCCACACGAGUUCUAACUUCUUCAUCUUCCACGCUGUCGACUGAUACAAAUGAUGAAGAACUCACCGUUAAUGAGCCAGGCCAAAAAAUUUCAUCGGCUAUAAAUAGCCUAUCCCAAACUGGCAGCGAACAAAACCAAGAGGAAGAACUUUUUGAAAUAAAAAAUAUAGCAGAAGAGAAAACUAAAUCCAAUAAACGCCCUAUUGACGAAGUUGCGGAAUUGAAAGAUGAUGACGAUGAGGAUAGUGCAGAGUUCACAAAUGAGUCAAAAAAGAUCAAGACUGAUGAUGAAGAAGAAGGAAAAGUAAAUAACGAGGAAAAAAGUGAAAAGGAUAAUGAUAUCACAGGUCCAGAGUAA
Saccharomyces kudriavzevii IFO 1802 is the source of this 5658-nucleotide messenger RNA. It is a transcript of the gene MLP1, whose product is annotated as Mlp1p. The coding region runs from base 1 to 5658 and encodes 1885 amino acids. The transcript has a single exon. Gene Ontology annotation, cellular component: nuclear pore. The record is from RefSeq and is a predicted model, not a curated record. Gene Ontology annotation, molecular function: structural constituent of nuclear pore; protein binding. Lineage: Eukaryota; Fungi; Ascomycota; Saccharomycetes; Saccharomycetales; Saccharomycetaceae. Gene Ontology annotation, biological process: protein import into nucleus; mRNA export from nucleus.